UUGAACCUUACAGUACGUGAUAGCUAUUAUACGCAUAACUUUGAGCGUAUGAUAUCACUAUUUUUCCUGCAUGCGAGAAAGAACGAAAGAGCAGCUUAAAAAUAGUGUUUGAUUAUCGUACAUGAGCGUUUGGGUUCUGUAUGUGUGCGUGUGAGUAACGUACAUGAGCACGAGGUCCGAUUAUGCGUUAGGUAAAUGUAAACUACGUUCGGUAUACGCUCGUAUACGCAAAGUAUAUAUGUUCAUGUAACCCAGACACGCAUUAACAAAAGAUACGUUCCACACGAUACAAAUGUGUUAAUAUUACGCUGCCUAUACGCUAUAGAUGCGCUGCCUACAUAAACCGACCAUCCCAUAGUUGUUUACCUAAAUUGUGGUAUGCUAUUCGUACGCACGUAAACGCUGAAAAAUUCGAGCAUGCUCAAAAAUUUAUACCUCCUCCUGCGUACGACAAAACGUACACUAACUCGAAAAGUAGGCACAUACGACUGAAUUCCAACGAACCCAUUACGCUUGUCCACGUAUGAGCAAUUUAUUUCUUACGUUAAUGCUAUUUUUUAUACGUUUAGGCAAAGUUUAGUUUAUACAUUGGCCUUUAUGCGAAAUACAGUUCAUUAUCGGCUUGAACAGCAUUUAAAUACGGUUCAUUUUUGGGUCAAAUCAUAUCGUCUUGACAUGGGACUGCACCUGCUUCUGAAUUUACGCAGUGCUUCUGUGUGGCAUAGCCUCUCAUCUCCUUGUCUUCCCAGCUGGGAGUGUUAUUCCCAGUAACCGUACGUGUGUCAUACUUGUACGGGUAUGUGAAACGCACUGUAACGUACUUUCAACGUCAUUUCAGCGUAUAAACCGUGAACUUAUCAUGUCCCUUGCGUACGAACAACGUAUGGGUCACACGCUCGAUGAAAAUCUCUAAACGCACAUCACCGUCCAGCUGCAUACGUGAAACGUACACGACGUACGUCUGACGAAGCCCUUCCGUUUGUCUUCAGUCAUUAGAUAUUUAUCGCUUCCACGCGUAGUCAGGGCAAGCAAUGGCGUACACGAGGACCAUUGGCGUGGUAGACUACGUUGUCAUGUGUGCGGUUCUACUUGUGUCCGCCUCUGUAGGGGUCAUCUUCUCACGAACCGGGGGACGCCAAAAGACAACUCGAGAGUACCUGCUGGCGAACAGGGAUAUGGGCUUCUUGCCUGUGGCUCUGUCUAUCAUAGUGUCGUAUAUAUCGGGGAUUAUGAUUCUAGGGUACACAACUGAGAUAUAUCAGCACGGCAUCCAGAUAGUGAUGUUUAAUCUGUUUAACAUCCUGGCCUACGUGAUCUCUGCCUUUACCUUCGUCCCCUUUAUCCGGAAACUGCAGAUAACGAGUUCAUUUGAGUAUCUUGAGCGAAGGUACCGGUCGAAAACAGUACGCCGCCUUGGGUCUCUACUGGGGAUACUGUCCGCGACGCUGUACCUUGGAACUGCGACAAACGCCACAGCCACGGCCGUGGAGGCAGUGACCGACCUCCCAACAUGGGCAUCUAUUGUGAUAGUGUCCACAGUGUGUGUAUUCUAUACAACUUUGGGAGGUAUAAAGGCGGUACUGUGGACCGACGUCUUCCAAUUCGUCGUUAUGGUGACGGCCAUGCUAGCAAUAUUAAUCAAGGGCUACAUAACAAUAGGAGGAAUGUCUCCGGCCUGGGAUGCUAUGGCAGCAGGAGACAGAUUGAAUUUCUUCGUGUUUGACCCGUCUCCGACCACUCGUCACUCAUUCUGGACAAUGCUAAUUGGGACCACCUUUCUGUCCAUUGGGUUCUCUUGUUUCAACCAGGCCAGUGUACAGAGGAUUGGCUCCGUCAAGACGGACAAAGAUGCAGUAAAGGCUGUGCUGAUGAACGCACCAUUUCUGCUGGUCCUUACCGUCCCUGCCGCCCUGUGUGGAAUAGCAGUUUACACACAUUACACUUUGCUGAGGUGUGACCCGUUAAAGAUGAAAUACGUCAAGAAUGAGAACGAGCUACUGGCUUAUUAUGUGAUGGAUGUUCUGCAAGAUUUGCCGGGAGUUCCCGGUCUGUUUAUUGCCGCGCUGAUGUCGGGCGCUCUCAGUUCUAAUUCCUCUUCUCUCAACGGCAUAGCUGCAAUUUUAUGGGAGGAUUUCCUUAAAUAUCGGUAUGGCAAGAUUAGCGACUGGAAGGCGGCGCUUAUAGCCAAAAUAACAGUUAUCGUCUUUGGUGGUAUAGGGACCUUGGUAGCGUUCAUGGUGACUCUAAUAGGUGGAACAAUAUUCCAGAUUGCACUAGGGUUUGAUGGUGCCACCAACGGGCCGUUAUUCGGUCUUUUCUUUCUGGGUAUUCUGUGUCCGUUCGCCAAUUGGCAGGGGGCUCUAACAGGGGGAGCCACCAGCGUUGCCAUUCUACUGUGGUUGAAUAUUGGCAGUCAACUUACAUCAUCCACUUCUUAUAAUCCCAUUCUGCCGUCCGUUCCCAGUGACCGCUGCGAGAUUAACGCCACCGUAAACGAGACUUGGACAUAUGACGUCACGACUGUUUGGAAUGCUCAAAGUAACGUCACAACCCUUGGUGCUGUAAUGAGUGGAACAGGGUCACAGUCUUAUUCAGGAUUAAACGGAUUUUAUGCCACGUCCUAUUUGUACUAUUCACCUCUUGGUAUCCUUACCACAGUAUUGGUUGGGGCUGCUGUCAGCGCCAUCAUCAAUCGUUACACGCGCAGACAGCCGUAUUUUGACAAGAAUUUGGUGCUAAGUCCCUUACGGCGUUUCGUUCACAGCAAAACGAAAUACGCAUACGAGUUGGAAGCGACCCCGCCAACCGAGGACAGUUGUCAGGCAGCGUUAACUGACUCGUAAACUGUCUUGCCCACCACUGGUUGCAUUCGCAACAGCGGGCUAAUAGAUCCCACUUGAAUGCUUGUCGCUUAAUUCUCGCGGGGAAUGUAUUCAGUGUCUACAAGGGGAUUAUGCCGCAAACUGUCAAGUGGGUUGGCCUUAUUUGAUCUCUUACUCCGCGUAUCUAUUUGUUCUGGAUGUGGCCAUUCAUAUAUCUAGCCGACGUGAGGGAGCCAGCGCUAGUCCAACAGAAUGUUGGUAUCAAAUUCAGACAUAUCCCAUUGAUUAAAGACCUACGUAAAUAACAUGACAGAAUCGAUAUGUAGUUUGGGGCAUGUAAAGAGUAACAUUCCGUUUUUUACUACAUUCAAAGCAAUACAAUAUAACAUGUCUCAUUAUGGUUACAUUUUGUUAUGGAAAAUUUGUGCUACAGCUGAAUAUGUAAAAAGUAAUAUUAUAUAAAAAGUACUUUUAAAAGCAAGAUGUUGUAAACAAACAUUGCAACUCUGCGGUCAGAGUUUCAGGUUUGGGGCACGACCAACAGACAACGC
Messenger RNA from Lingula anatina, 3373 nucleotides. RefSeq names its product sodium-coupled monocarboxylate transporter 1. Gene Ontology annotation, cellular component: membrane. The record is from RefSeq and is a predicted model, not a curated record. NCBI's taxonomy places the organism in Eukaryota, Metazoa, Brachiopoda, Lingulata, Lingulida, Lingulidae. Gene Ontology annotation, molecular function: symporter activity. Gene Ontology annotation, biological process: sodium ion transport; transmembrane transport.